GAAGGAAGGAGGGAGGGAAGGAGGGAGGGAGCGAGGGACAUGGCGGCGGGGGGCGGCGGCCGAGCGGGUCCGCGCUUGGGGGGCCGGGCAGCCACAGCAGCAAACGGGGGGCCCACCGGGGAGAAGCUUCCUGUCCACGUGGAAGAUGCCCUCUCCUACCUGGACCAGGUGAAGAUCCGCUUUGGGAGCGACCCGGCCACCUACAACGGCUUCUUGGAGAUCAUGAAGGAGUUCAAGAGCCAGAGCAUUGACACCCCGGGCGUCAUCCGCCGUGUCUCCCAGCUUUUCCAUGAACACCCCGACCUCAUCAUCGGCUUCAACGCUUUCCUGCCGCUGGGUUACCGCAUCGAGAUCCCAAAGAAUGGGAAGCUGAACAUUCAGGCGCCUCUGGGUGCUCAGGUGUCCCUCGACCCAGUCCACAGUCCGCUCUCUGGCAGUGGCCUGGUGCUCCAUUACUGCCCAGAGAAUGCCCACAACCACGGGGAUGGGCCGGAGGACCUGCGCCACCAACACCACCACCACCACCAUGCGCACCCACCACUCCCCCCACCCCCACAGUACAAGGAGGAUCGGCUGCAGGUCCCACUGGAGUCGGACUCGGUGGAGUUCAACAAUGCCAUCAGCUAUGUGAACAAGAUCAAGACUCGCUUCCUCGACCACCCUGAGAUCUACCGUUCCUUCUUGGAGAUCCUUCACACCUAUCAGAAGGAGCAGCUGAGCAGCAAAGGGCGCCCGUGUCGAGGAAUGUCGGAAGAGGAGGUCUUCACCGAGGUGGCCAGCCUUUUCCGGGGCCAGGAGGACCUUCUCUCUGAGUUUGGGCAGUUCCUACCCGAGGCCAAGAGGUCACCUUGGUAGUAUUUCACUGGGAACGGGCCGUGUGAAGCGAGCAGUGCCCCCCGCUUGGAGCGUGAGAGACACCUGGAACACAGCAAAAAGCGCUCCCGGCCAAUGUUGCUGCGUCCAGGACCUGGACCCUCCAAGAAGAAAAUGAAGCUGCGCGGGACCAAGGACCCCUCGGUGGCCCCGGUGGGCAAGUACGGCACCCUGCAGGAGUUCUCUUUCUUUGACAAGGUGCGGCGUGUCCUCAAGAGCCAAGAGGUGUAUGAGAACUUCCUCCGCUGCAUCGCCCUCUUCAACCAAGAGCUGGUUUCGGGCUCUGAGCUUUUGCAGCUGGUCACCCCCUUUUUGGGGAAGUUCCCCGAACUCUUUGCCCAGUUCAAGUCCUUCCUGGGGGUGAAGGAGCUGUCUUUCAUCUCGCCUGCCAGCGACCGAGCCGGGGAUGGUGUUUGCCGGGAGAUUGACUACGCUUCGUGCAAGCGCAUCGGGUCCAGCUACCGGGCCUUGCCCAAGACCUACCAGCAGCCCAAGUGCAGCGGCCGGACCGCCAUAUGCAAGGAGGUCCUGAACGAUACUUGGGUGUCCUUCCCCUCCUGGUCGGAAGACUCGACCUUUGUCAGCUCCAAGAAGACGCCUUAUGAGGAGCAGCUCCACCGGUGUGAAGACGAGCGCUUUGAGCUGGACGUGGUCCUGGAGACCAACCUGGCCACCAUCCGUGUCUUGGAGAGUGUCCAGAAGAAGCUGGGCCGCAUGGCGCCCGAGGACCAGGAGAAGUUCCGGCUGGACGAUUGCCUGGGUGGCACCUCGGAGGUGAUCCAGCGCCGGGCCAUUUACCGCAUCUACGGUGACAAGGCCCCCGAAAUCAUCGAAAGCCUCAAGAAGAACCCCCUCACGGCCCUCCCUGUUGUGCUAAAGAGGCUGAAGGCCAAGGAGGAAGAGUGGCGAGAGGCCCAGCAGGGCUUCAACAAGAUCUGGCGGGAGCAGUACGAGAAGGCCUACCUCAAGUCCCUGGACCACCAGGCUGUCAACUUCAAGCAGAACGACACCAAGGCCCUGCGCUCCAAAAGCCUCCUCAAUGAGAUCGAGAGCAUUUAUGACGAGCAUCAGGAGCAGCAUUCGGAGGGCCGCGGGGCCGCCAGCGAGCCACACCUGAUCUUUGUCUAUGAGGACAAGCAGAUCCUGGAGGAUGUGGCUGCUUUGAUAAGCUACUAUGUGAAGCGGCAGCCCACCAUCCAGAAGGAGGACCAGGCCACCAUUCGGCACAUCAUUCAGCACUUUGUGCCUGAACUAUUCUUCUCUAAGCCGUCCGAACAGCCAGCGGCUGAGGAGACGCCGAGUGAGGAGAAAGUGAGUUCCGAAUCCCAAGUGACUGAGGUGCGCGACUUGCGCCGGAGGACCGUUCCUGGUCCGCAGCCGGAGGAGGCUCACGAGUUGCGGAAAAGGGGCCCCUUGCCGUCCGCUAACCCUUUGGAGGAGAAGCCAGCGCCGCCGGAGGGCCACGAGCGCCGGAAACGGCACCCGCCAUCCAGCCCCCCAAAGGAGAAGGGCCUCCCCCGUGAGGGUGCCGCAGCGCCCCCUCCUCCUCCUCCCGCAGGCACCCCUCACUGCUCACCGGACAACGUCUACACGCUCUUCUUUGCCAACAACAACUGGUACUUCUUCCUGCGGCUGCACCAGACGCUCUGCGCCCGGCUGCUCAAGAUCUACCGCCAGGCCCAGAAGCAGCUGCUGGAGCACCGGAAGGAGAAGGAGCGCGAGCGGCUGCUCUGCGAGGGGCGGAGGGAGCGGGGCAACGACCCUGCCCGGGAGCUGCGCCUCAAGCAGCCCAGCGAAGUGGAGCUGGAGGAGUACUACCCAGCCUUCCUGGACCUGGUGAGGAACCUCCUGGAUGGCAACAUUGACCCGACACAGUACGAGGACACCUUGCGGGAGAUGUUCACCAUCCACGCCUACAUUGGCUUCACCAUGGACAAGCUGGUGCAGAACAUUGUCCGGCAGCUGCACCAUUUGGUGAGCGACGAGGUAUGCCUGAAAGUGGUGGAGCUUCACCUGGGCGAGCGCAAGGCUGGUGCGGCCGGAGGGAACCUCUCCUCCCAGAGUGUGCGGGCAGCCAAGGAGACCGGAUACCAGUGGAAGGCCGAGCACUGCAUGACCGACGAGAACUGCUUCAAGGUGAUGUUCCUCCAGCGGAAGGACCAGGUCAUCAUGACCAUUGAGCUGCUGGACACUGAGGAGACCCAAACCGAAGACCCCACGGAGGUGCAGCACUUGGCCAAUUACGUGGAGCAGUACGUGGGCGAGGAGGGGGCUCCACACAACCAGACGGAAGGCUUCCUUCUCAAGCCGGUCUUUCUCCAAAGGAACCUGAGCCGUUUCCGGCGGUGGCAGUGCCAGCAGGUCCAGGCCUUACGGCACAAGGCCAAGAGCUCCUGGAAGCAGCGGGUGGGGGUGGAAAGCGCCUGCAACGUGGACUGCAAGUUCCGCCUCAGCUCCCACAAGAUGCUCUUCAUCAUGAAUGCCGAGGACUACCUGUAUCGCCGAGGGGCCCUGGCACGGGCCAGGCAGUCCCAGCCGGCCGUCCUGCUCCGGCACCACCAGCGCUUUGAGGAGUGGCACCGCCGCUGGCUGGGCCGGCACGCCUCCCGUGAGGCCCCUGAGUUGCUCCAGGACUGGCUGAUGGGUGAGGCGGAUGAGGACCUGCUGCCCUGCAAGACCACCUGUGAAACCCUAAGUGUCCAUGGCCUCCCGGUCAACCGCUACCGUGUGCAGUACAGCCGCCAGCCCUCCUCUCCCUGAGGGGCCACCGCCGCAACCCCGUCCCGGACCCCCCUUUGGGCAUUUCGUCCAACCAGCCGCUUUCCCAGGGUUCGGGAAGUGCGGCGUCACGGCAUCGAUGCCAGGAAGGGCUCCUUUGUUAUUUUCAUUCACAGUCACUGCCUCAGCAAAAGAGUUGAUAAUGAUGCUACCCUUCAGAUUGAAGCUCUUUACGUGUGGUUUUGUUUUUGUGGGGUGGGGGGAGCAUUUUAUCUCUGGUGAGAAGAGGUGCAAUGGCAUCCUUUUCUCCUUGGCCCUGUACUGGACGUAUUAUGCCAAAUUCUGAGGUUUCAGGAGGCCGGAGACCUCAGGUGUCUCUUGAUGUGCGCGCACUCAUACACACACACCCAUGGCCUUUCUGUGCAAAAGGGGGGACAACACACCAUGCCUUCAGGAGCUGCCCCUUGCUGCAUGGAGCCAGAAAAGGUAUGGUUUGCCCCCCUCCCGCCAUGGCAUCUCCUCUGAUAGUUUCAUCAGAUGUUGCCUCAAAGGCUACAGGAUAGAUGCGCUUACCACGAGUGCCCUUCCCUGUCAUGUUUCUGCGGCAGUCUCUGCAAUUUGGGGAGGGGGGCGGGCUGGCUGGCUGGCUGUUGAAAGGGGGGUGGCUUCCCAUUGCAGCAUUUCCCCAGAAACAACCAUCGACAUUGGCCGAGGGCGGCAGCUCCGCUUCUCGUUCCUCCCCCUGAAUGGCCACGGAUUCCCCCAAAAUCCAGAUGCCGUUAAAGCCUUUUGGAGGCGUGCAGCCCCCCUUGCAACCCACUCCUGGAUGCUCCAAUUCUGCCUCCUGCCAUCCCAAGCAUCGCCAGGAGCCCCUCUCCCAGUCCCAUCCGUGCCAAACUCACAGUUGGGAACGCCGUUUGUUGGGUGUUUAGCUUUGUGUUUUCACGUGUGCUUAAGUUCCGGAGGGGGACGGUGUGGCGUUUUCGAGGGUCCCGGUUCCCCUUGUUCCCCCUUCCCCCCAACGCCACCCUCUCUCCGUCUUUCAAAAGUGUACUUCUGACCAUCUUUCGGCGUCUUUGCUUUGAUGGGGACAGCUGAGCCGUGGCUCCCUCCCCGGAGGCGCCGAACAAACAAACAAAUGAAUGUCUGUUGUCUGUGUCUGGAGGGGAACUGGAGCUCGGUCCUCUUCUGCUUCUGAAGAACCUCUCGCUUUUUCCUCCUCUCCUCCCUUUCCCUUGUUUUCUUACUGCUUGUAUUUGCUUUGCCAACUCUUUGAAUGUAGUUUUUAAAAAUAUAUAUUUAUUUGCACAUCCAAGUAAAAUAAAAGAUUAAUUUUAAAAUGUCAA
Molecule: messenger RNA, 4937 nt
Organism: Anolis sagrei ordinatus
Lineage: Eukaryota; Metazoa; Chordata; Lepidosauria; Squamata; Anolidae
Source: RefSeq, a predicted model, not a curated record